Messenger RNA from Egretta garzetta (little egret), 426 nucleotides. RefSeq names its product beta-1,3-glucuronyltransferase 2 (gene B3GAT2). NCBI's taxonomy places the organism in Eukaryota, Metazoa, Chordata, Aves, Pelecaniformes, Ardeidae. Gene Ontology annotation, cellular component: Golgi membrane. The coding region runs from base 1 to 426 and encodes 141 amino acids. Gene Ontology annotation, biological process: carbohydrate metabolic process; chondroitin sulfate proteoglycan biosynthetic process. The transcript is spliced from 4 exons. Gene Ontology annotation, molecular function: galactosylgalactosylxylosylprotein 3-beta-glucuronosyltransferase activity. The record is from RefSeq and is a predicted model, not a curated record.
AUGGACGUAUCGUUAAAACCAGAGCCAGAAGAUCUUCAUGAGAAGAUGCGUACUACCCGCAAAGUGUCGGUAUGGCCCGUGGGACUGGUGGGAGGACGACGGUAUGAGCGCCCAGUCGUGGAAAACGGCAAAGUUGUUGGCUGGUACACUGGCUGGAGAGCUGACAGACCCUUUGCUAUUGACAUGGCAGGCUUUGCUGUGAGUCUUCAAGUGAUUCUGUCGCAUCCGAAAGCCGUAUUCAAGCGUCGUGGUUCCCAACCGGGAAUGCAAGAAUCUGAUUUUCUGAAACAGAUAACAACAGUGGAGGAGCUGGAGCCAAAAGCAAACAACUGCACAAAGGUUCUUGUAUGGCACACACGAACAGAAAAAGUAAAUCUAGCUAAUGAGCCAAAAUACCACCUGGACACGGUCAAUAUUGAGGUAUGA